GCACUGGUAUACAUUUUAUCUUCAGAACUUGCACCAUUUUAACUGAGUCAACUCACGCAGUCCAAUAGGUUUUUGUCAGACUACUGACCAGGUUGGCCCCUGCUAUGGGGUUUUUGAAUUGUUUAGCUUUUAUGCUUCAAAACUGACAACCCCCUCCCCCCGGGUGUGGUUUUACUUUCUUUCCCAAAGGCAAGCUGAACUCUUGGAAAGGAGACGUCUGAAGAAGCUUAGGCAGAAGGAGCAGAAAUCAAGAGAGCAGACUGAUGGGGACAAGGAAGAUUCUAGGGAUGGUUCGCCGGAUAACUUGGAUGAAAUAGUUUCUUCCACAGGAAAUACCAACCAGGAGGCAGCGUCUGACCUCCAUUCUCAGGAAGGACAGAUAGAUCUUGUUACGCCUUACCUUGAGCCAGUUCGACAUCUGAAGACUGAUGUGGAAGCAGACACAGGAAGUCUGACCGGAUUUAACGAUCCUGACAUUGAGAUGGCUUAUGGUGACAUAAGCACAGCCAAUUGUCAGAAUGUUGACCAGAAAAUGCAGCAGGAAGGUAGCCGACGGCAACCAAUUGUUGCUAGAAGGCAGCUUCUGAAACCACAAAGGAGCACACCAAAUGGUAUGCAUUCAGGCCAAAAUGCAUUGAAAUCAGGAGGGGUGCAGAAGCAUGGGGUUUACAGGGACCAGAGAAAUGUUUCUAUAGCCACUGGCCAUAAAGUAUGGACUCGGAAAACCAAGUCCGAAGUCGAAGGAGAGGUUUUGAAUUCAAGAGUACAAAGAGAUUUGGUAGAUCAAUCAGAUCAAAACGAGAACUGUGAGUUGUUGAUAGGUUCCAUCUCUGUCACACUUGGAGAUUGUGUUAGCCAGCGUCAGGGUGAAACUGUGACUGCUGCUGUUGAACAGUGUACAGCAGAACAACCACCAAAGCGUAGCCACAUCCUAGAGAAGCCGAUCAAGGCUGAUUCAUCUCAGGGGAGCACCAACCGUCUGAUGGUCAAGCUUUGGAGGCCAGUGGGAAGGCAUGAAGCUGGGGUUUCCACAAAUAUACAAGUUGUUAAGAGAGAAGAUGAAGCAGACGUGAUUUCCUGCCAAUUCACUGACCGAAAUCCCUCCAGUGAGAGUUGUCUGGCCCAUGGUGCCAUUUAUGAUAGUGGCUCUGGGAGUAAGAAAGAUUCUCCUAUUCUGCUGAAAGAUAAUGCAGAUUCUAGAGGGCUGAUGUUUUCCAGUCGUGCUGCAGAAGCUUUUCUUGCUCAGAGAUGGAAGGAGGCGAUUGCUGCAGAUCAUGUGAAGCUUGUAUUAUGCAUGGAAAAUGAACCUGCCGGAUGCUUGGAAAACCAUGAUGAUGUGUUACUGCCGGCACAGUUUGUAUCAGAUGGUUGCGAACGCAGCAUCCUUGGGAAUGCUGAAAACCGGCUAGUGGGAGUGGGUCUUGAGCCCUCAACCACGGGACCUGCUAAAACCAAGUUCAGAGGGAAGCCAGAAAAGGGUUAUAGACUAAAGUAUAUACCAAAGCAGAGAAAUUGUACUUGAGUCAGUAUUUUUCAUUUGGGAGCAGGUUUUAUGGACGGGACGCGUCCAUGGGGUAUCUAUGGAUGGCCCACCUAUUUGUACCACAUAGCAGGUUUGAUGGGGACUGAAAUUUUGUAGAGGUAGACCCAAAGGUCCCCCUGCUCACAUGUCAUGUACUAGCUCAAUUGGAAUUGGCCAAGUGGCAAAAAUUAAAUUUU
Telopea speciosissima is the source of this 1719-nucleotide messenger RNA. RefSeq lists its product as uncharacterized. Lineage: Eukaryota; Viridiplantae; Streptophyta; Magnoliopsida; Proteales; Proteaceae. The coding region runs from base 482 to 1522 and encodes 346 amino acids. The record is from RefSeq and is a predicted model, not a curated record. The transcript has 2 exons.